GUGGCAAUCACACGUUGAUUUUUCUCGACCAAUCACAAAGACAUCGGCACCCUCUAUCUAGUAUUUGGUGCUUGAGCCGGUAUAGUAGGCACAGCCCUAAGUCUACUAAUCCGAGCAGAACUCAGCCAACCUGGCGCCCUACUAGGGGAUGACCAGAUUUACAACGUAAUCGUUACAGCUCACGCCUUUGUAAUGAUCUUCUUUAUAGUAAUGCCAAUCAUGAUUGGAGGGUUCGGAAAUUGACUAAUUCCCCUAAUGAUUGGAGCCCCCGAUAUAGCAUUCCCUCGAAUGAAUAACAUAAGCUUCUGACUCCUCCCUCCAUCAUUCCUCCUCCUCCUUGCUUCUUCUGGAGUUGAAGCUGGCGCUGGAACCGGGUGAACUGUCUACCCUCCUCUAGCAGGUAACCUAGCCCACGCAGGUGCAUCUGUUGACCUUACCAUCUUCUCCCUUCACCUAGCUGGGAUCUCCUCUAUUCUGGGGGCAAUCAACUUCAUCACAACUAUUAUCAAUAUAAAACCAGCUGCCGUUUCUAUGUACCAGAUUCCUCUGUUCGUGUGAGCCGUACUAAUUACAGCUGUCCUCCUUCUCCUCUCCCUUCCCGUUCUAGCUGCCGGAAUUACCAUGCUCUUAACAGACCGUAAUUUAAACACCGCCUUCUUUGACCCUGCAGGAGGUGGGGAUCCCAUCCUCUACCAACACCUGUUCUGAUUCUUCGGCCACCCCGAAGUAUAUAUUCUGAUCCUCCCCGGCUUCGGAAUAAUUUCCCAUAUUGUUGCCUACUACUCAGGCAAAAAAGAGCCUUUCGGCUAUAUGGGUAUGGUAUGGGCUAUGAUGGCCAUCGGCCUUCUAGGCUUCAUUGUAUGAGCUCACCACAUGUUUACAGUCGGAAUGGAUGUAGACACCCGAGCCUACUUUACAUCCGCCACAAUAAUUAUCGCUAUCCCGACUGGUGUAAAAGUCUUCAGCUGGCUCGCAACUCUGCACGGAGGUGCUAUUAAAUGGGAAACCCCUCUACUAUGGGCCCUUGGCUUUAUUUUCCUCUUUACGGUAGGUGGACUAACUGGAAUUGUCCUGGCUAAUUCCUCUCUGGAUAUUGUGCUCCACGACACUUACUAUGUAGUUGCCCACUUCCACUACGUACUUUCAAUGGGUGCCGUCUUCGCCAUUGUUGCAGCCUUUGUACACUGAUUCCCCCUGUUUACGGGCUACACCCUUCACAGCACAUGAACAAAAAUCCACUUCGGAGUUAUAUUCGUCGGUGUUAACCUUACCUUCUUCCCUCAACACUUCCUAGGACUGGCUGGCAUGCCUCGACGAUAUUCAGACUACCCAGAUGCUUACGCACUGUGAAACACAGUCUCCUCUAUCGGAUCCUUAGUUUCUCUAGUAGCAGUUAUUAUGUUCCUAUUUAUCAUUUGAGAAGCAUUUACCGCCAAGCGAGAGGUUCUCUCAGUAGAACUAACCGCCACAAACGUGGAAUGACUACAUGGCUGCCCUCCACCUUACCACACAUUUGAACAGCCUGCAUUCGUUCAAGUACGAUCACACUAA
Xiphias gladius (swordfish) is the source of this 1551-nucleotide messenger RNA. NCBI's taxonomy places the organism in Eukaryota, Metazoa, Chordata, Actinopteri, Istiophoriformes, Xiphiidae. The record is from the annotation of a RefSeq genome assembly.